Exophiala dermatitidis NIH/UT8656 is the source of this 1945-nucleotide messenger RNA. Its product is annotated as phosphomevalonate kinase. Gene Ontology annotation, cellular component: peroxisome. The record is from RefSeq and is a predicted model, not a curated record. The coding region runs from base 79 to 1629 and encodes 516 amino acids. Gene Ontology annotation, biological process: ergosterol biosynthetic process; isopentenyl diphosphate biosynthetic process, mevalonate pathway. Gene Ontology annotation, molecular function: ATP binding; phosphomevalonate kinase activity. NCBI's taxonomy places the organism in Eukaryota, Fungi, Ascomycota, Eurotiomycetes, Chaetothyriales, Herpotrichiellaceae. The transcript has a single exon.
GGGCUCUCCUGUGUUGAGGUCUCCUGCAGAAAGUGUUUAAUUGUCUGCUUCGACGGGAAUUCAACUUUUCAGAAUCAGAUGCCGCCAACGGAGGCGAUGGCCGUGGCCGCGUCGGCACCCGGCAAAGUCCUUUUCGCCGGCGGAUUCCUGGUCCUUGACCGCAAACAUACAGGUCUGGUGUUCGGCCUCAAUGCCCGGAUCCACGUCCACGUUCAACCGUUAGGUUCAGAAGAGGCCACCAUAAGGACGAGAACGGCGAAUACUACUAGUACUGUGCUGGUGAAAUCUCCUCAAUUCCUUGACGCCAGCUGGCUGUAUGAGGUGUCUGAGCACAAGUCUGAGGGUCAAGAUCAGCAGGCACAUGCCAGUGACGGCGUGGCCGUCAAUGUACGCCAGAUCCAAGAUGACUCAGACUACACGCAAACAGCCAACAAGUUCGUCGAAACGACGCUGCUGUAUGUCUUGACGUACCUCGCACAUGUCCCGACGGGGAGGCGGCCCAGGACAGAUUUGAAGAUCACCAUUUUGGCGGAUAAUGACUACUAUUCUCAACCUACGGAGUCGUCGUCGUCGUUGUCUGAUCUAUCUGCCAGUGGUACUACCACCACCUUCAGCAAUUUUGGAGUCAAACUGAGCGACGCUCACAAGACGGGACUGGGCUCAUCCGCCGCGCUGGUUACAGCCCUGGUCUCCGCGUUGCUUGUGUUUCAUGGCGCCGCUGCUGCUAAGCGGCAGUCGUCCAAGAGUAUUGGGGCUGCCGAGCUUGACCUUGACCACCGAAUCAUCCACAAUCUAGCCCAGGCCGCUCACUGCGCAGCUCAGGGCAAAGUCGGAUCUGGGUUCGACGUCGCGGCUGCCGUGUACGGGUCUUGUCUGUACCGACGGUUCACGCCUACGAUCCUAGAGGCCGUCGGAGAGCCUAGUACUCCUGGAUUCGGCGAACGGCUACACCGAUGUGUCGACGAUCUGGAGCUGGACUCGGGCCGUCAAUGGGACGUCGAGGUGGCUAGGCAGGUGGUGCAGAUCCCAGACGAUUUGGUGUUAGUCAUGUGCGAUGUCGACUGUGGCUCGGAAACACCGGGGAUGGUGCGCAAGGUGCUUCAGUGGCGUAAGGAACGUGCCCAAGAGGCCGAAAUACUGUGGAAUGCGCUGCAGCAGGGGAUGGAUGACUUGUGUCGAGAAUUAAAGCGGUUGGCUGGGACGAUAUCGACAUCGUUCGCCGCUGCUGCUGGUAAGGAUGGUGGUGAGGGGGGUAAUGGUGAGGAUGCAAAGUUCAAAGACCUGGCGGAUAUUCUCUUGACCAUCCGCAGUCUGGUCAGAGAAAUGUCGGCCAGAUCUGGUGUCCCUGUGGAACCGCCCGUUAUCACGGAGUUGCUGGACUUUUGUACGGCUUUGCCAGGUGUCGUUGGCGGUGUUGCCCCUGGUGCGGGCGGGUAUGAUGCCGUCGCGUUGCUGGUCAAGAACGAUCCACAGGUUGUGCGGCACCUUCAUGACCGUUUGGAUGGUUGGAGGAGUCGAGAUGGUGGUUCUACUGGUGCCACGAUCGGGAAGGUCAGGCUGUUAGGGGUGAAGCAGGAAAAGGAGGGAGUCAGGUUGGAAGACGGCGCGGUGUACAGAGGUUGGGUGUGAUGGUGCAGGAGUGAGCGAAAAAGAGAAUAUGUUGAGAAGAGGUUAACAACACUGGGAGAUUCUACUGUCUAAUCGAUCAUCGCAUGGGUUGGUGUUGGACUGAGCAAUCGGAGUCUGAAAAUAGCAAAUUUCGUGCUGGACAGUUUGUCGGUGCCCUUCACGUGCCGUGGAUGUGGUAUGAUUUCUGUUUACUUUUGCCUGAUCUUGAAAGAACCUCAGCCUCGUGAUUUUCGGGCUUGCGGCUGAGGAUGCUAUAGUUUACAGCUGAAUAUCAUCCUGCUUGGAUCGGGGCUUAAUUGUCCUGAUGUUCAUCACA